AUGCCCACAACUGGAGCGCCAGUUCCUGGACCCAAAGCUGAUGGAAGGCAAUGCAGCAGUGACUCAUGAGCAGGCUGGGUCAGCAAGGACCAUGCAGAGAUCCUCAGCCUGAAGGGUACCUCAAAGGUGCUUGAAUGCACCAGGCCGGUUUCUUCCUCCCUGGAGCAUAGUUUUGUUCCUGAAGAGGUUUUCCAAAGCCUGGCCUGUGCCAGCAAGUUUCUCUACAACCCAGAGUACUUACAGUCCCUUCAAAGCACCAAAACCUCAGUGGAUAUUAGGGGCUGACUGCAAACCCCAGAUCGGCUUUGGCUUUAUCCUCAUCGUCGGACCAAGUUCAGACACUUGACAGACCACCCUGUCAGUUUGACAGAUGCUGGAAGGGAUAUCUCUUACUAGUGUAAUAUUGCAACUAGCCAAGAAACUAAGAAAGCAAUGACUGGCAGAAGCUCUUUUUCUGAGGGUCAUCAUGACUGGCAGGGGAGCCAUGGUACAGUCCCCUGUCCCUAGAGAGCAAGCCUAGCAGACAGUCUGGUUCCCAAGGAAUUUCAUGUUGUGAAGAACAGGGGAGUUUUGCCCUUGAAGUGGUUUCUGCUCUGCAAGGGUUUUAAAUGCACCACACUGCUUGAGGACUGUGAAAAGAAGCUAAGACUGUUCCCAUCCAUGAAACCUUCUGGGAGGUUAGAGGUCAUCCAGCUGAUGGAGAUGAUGGACAGCAUGUUGGAAAAAGCUGGAGUAGACAAGCUAAUCAGAAGAACAGGACCUUCACAGCUGCACCACAUGAAGGAGCUGAUGAAGGCAGAGCAGAACAUCUACUACAUUGUUUUCCAUGAGCUGAUUCAACAGGUCAGUGUGGACUGUGUGGAGAGAAGACAGCUCCUUUCAAAGCACAGGCAGAGGUAUGUGUGCCUCAUGGAGUGGAUUCCUCAACAAAUGAAGGCCCUCUAUGAAAAAAUGAUGGCACAGCAGCUGGUCAACAGGCACAUUACAGAAGAGCUAAUCUAUUUUAAAGAUUCUGUGGGACAGUGUCCCAGUGAGCUGUGUGAGGUACAACAGCAUGACCACAAGGUGACCCAAAAAGCAGAAAAAGCUCAAGAGGUGCUGUCUGCAGCCUUGCAGGAAGAGGAGGUGGAUGUCAACCUUUUAGAAGAGUUUUGGGAGUUAUAUGAGCUCCAGAGAAGAUGACUGAAAGAGCAAAUUCUGCUGGUAGCCCAAGAGAGAGACAUUUGGAGCUCAGCUGCCUAUGAUCUGGCUCUGGAGGUAGGUGCAAGAGAUCAGUUGUAUGUUGCAAGGAGUGUGGUUUUUUUAAAUGGAAACCAGUUAAUUUACACAGCAUUUUUUGGUAUGGAUCUCCAGAUUCCACACAGGAAAAACUUCUACGAAGUUAAUGUUUCCAUUCAGAGAAACCCAGCAGAGAAGCUGGGUCAUGUUGGAGUCAAAAUAGAGUGUUCUGAGGAGGUCAGCCAGGGAAAACUGCAAAUUGCCCACAACAGCCUCAACAAGUGGCUUCAGUUCUUCCACAGCAGCAACUUCUCCUCCUUUCCAAUGAAUGAAAAGCUACUGGAUGAAAUACUGCAAGAUAUCAAGAACUUGAUAAAUAUAAGACUUAGAGGGAUGCUGAAAGAAGACCUGAAACAGUAUGGAGGGGAGGUGCUCCUAAGAAAGAUGGAAAGUCUGAGGAGUGCUGCCAGCCUGCAGGAGCCCUGGAUGGAGCUGAGACGAAUGGUGCUGAACCGACACCGGAUCUUUGCUGGAGCGUUGCCUCCACAGCAUGCUGCCCUGGAAGAAAUAAACCAAAGGGCAUGAGAGCUCUACCAGCAAUACAAUAUAAGGAUAAGUGGGAAUAAUGGCACAGCCAGGUUUUUGACAGCUUUGGUGAAGAGUAUGGAAGACUGGUUAUUCAAGGCUCAAAAGCUGAAGCGAGGUUCUGGCACGCACAAAGCUGAGCUGUGGGCAUUUUAUCACAAGAUUCCUGCAUGGCUGGCCAAGGUGGAUGCAGUGAUGAGCUAUAUAGACUCCAGCCAGUUGCAUGAAGCUGAGGGUGAUGAUAAGCCACAUUUCCUCUAUAGCAUUAAUGAUGCCUGUGUCACGUUUCCAGCAUGUGCUAAAUUUUUUUUCCAGAUGAUUCAGCAGUGAGUUCUGUCUGUGAAUUAUGAGGUCAAGAUGAACAUCACAUGUCUUGAUGAAAAAGCGACUGGACUGCACCGAAGCAUGACCCUGUGGCUGGUGAAUUUGCUGAGACAUAUGACAGCAGACCACUUGUUCCAGGAGUGUCCUGCACCACAGGAGUCAGGCACCCAGACAGAGGAGGAGCUCAGACUUCUGAGGGCUCGUCAGCUGCAGCAUGAAGGAGAGUUGGUUGCAGAGAUGGACAGGCUUUCUGGUUCUGUAGUCGGCUCCUGCCACGAGGUUGUCAAUGCAAUUGUUCAAAAGAAAUCUUCUGAUACAGAUUUAGAAGCUGGUUUUGAACUGGAAGAGCUGAAUAAGAUCAAGCAUCAGCCAGGUGUUGGUACAGAUUAUCUGACUGAGGACAAUGAAGCUACUGCAGACAUGAUCAAAUACAUAGGACACGACUCCAACAUCCACCUGAAGUCUCUGAAGUCAGACAUUGUGUCCUUGACAGGGAGAGAGGUGACUGCCACCAAGGCAUCGACUCCCUUUUCUCAGAAAGGGUCUGAAGCCCUUGCAAUGCUGGAACAUCUGCAAGUGCAGCUUCUAGAAACAGAGAUCUGUGCUCAAAAUGCAGAGGAGAGAUCUGAAGGUCUUGAAGAGAAGCUGGAAGAAGCUCUGCAGAGAAUCAAAGAGCUAGAGACUGAGCUGGAGAAAGAGGGAAAAGGUAUCCCAGAAGCAACACACAAAGAAGGGCAAGGUCAGAAGAAAAAUAUUCUGAACCCUCUCCCAACUUUAGAGAGGAAAGAAAUCUUUGAGGAUACCUGAUUUGUAUCCAGUUUAGUGCAGGACCUUCUCCUCCUGGGCACAGCAUAAAGAGGAGAGCCAAAGAGUCUAACCUCUUUGUCAGAGAGCAGGAAGGGAGACUUUUAACAUGAUUCUAGAUCAGGGCAGAAAGAACUGCUGAAGGUGGUCUGAUUUUAAGAAAAACUAACUUUGUCUGACAUACAACAG
Messenger RNA from Dryobates pubescens (Downy woodpecker), 3120 nucleotides. RefSeq names its product axonemal dynein light chain domain containing 1 (gene AXDND1). NCBI's taxonomy places the organism in Eukaryota, Metazoa, Chordata, Aves, Piciformes, Picidae. The record is from RefSeq and is a predicted model, not a curated record.